AACACCACGUCCGUUUCCGGUUUAUCGGGACACGUCACUUAUUCGACCGAGGAAAAGGAUUCGUGCAACAAAAACCUGAGUAAUUUUCUGCUAAUUAGACGGCCAGAAACAUGUCCAACUCAGUGAUAUCUGUUAUUUCUCGGUUUCUGGACGAGUACGGCACCACGACGCCCAACAAACUCAAAGUGGUGGACGCAUAUCUGCUGUACAUCUUGUUAACUGGAGCCCUGCAGUUCCUCUACUGUCUCCUCGUCGGCACCUUUCCAUUCAAUAGCUUUCUCUCGGGCUUCAUCUCUUGCGUGGGCUCUUUUAUUCUCGCAGUGUGUCUUCGUAUCCAGAUCAACCCACAGAACAAAGGAGAUUUUCUGUCCAUCUCCCCAGAGAGAGCCUUCGCCGACUUCCUGUUUGCUCACACCGUCCUCCAUCUCGUUGUGAUGAAUUUCAUUGGCUGAGGCAAACAUAUCACGACGAGAAGAAGUUAUUAAACUCCCCGCUGAUCUGGACUAUCCCAUCCUCACCGAAUAAGUCGGAUCUGGUCACAUACGAUGCAGUGCUAUUUUUUUUUUUCUUUUCUUUCUACUUUUAUGGAAACAUUUUUUAUGUAAACAUUUGUCCAGCAUUCCGUUUUUUGCACUGACACAAAGAAAUAAAAAGAACUGAAAUGGUAGCCUUGUUAAACAGUGGUUGACUCUA
This is a messenger RNA of Oreochromis niloticus (Nile tilapia), 693 nucleotides long. It is a transcript of the gene dad1, whose product is annotated as defender against cell death 1. The transcript is spliced from 3 exons. Gene Ontology annotation, biological process: protein N-linked glycosylation. The record is from RefSeq and is a predicted model, not a curated record. Bases 111 to 452 code for a protein of 113 amino acids. Gene Ontology annotation, cellular component: oligosaccharyltransferase complex; membrane. NCBI's taxonomy places the organism in Eukaryota, Metazoa, Chordata, Actinopteri, Cichliformes, Cichlidae.